GACAUCUGCGCCAGCUGCAUCGGCGAGCGCGGCCAACUUAGCGAAGGCCGGUUCCGGUUUGGUCAUUUUUCUAAUGACCGGCUGCGUACAUAGACGCGUAAUUACCGAAGAUUUAAAUCGGAAGGCAUCGAGCGCUAUUGGCGAUUUUUUUAUUGUUGUAGCAAAUAUUUGGGUUGGUUUUGUUGCCUUCAAGGCCUUGUUCUUUGCUUCGAAGCAGACAGCCAGUUUGCUUCGACCAAGUCCUUCGCAAGCCGCAGCUUGUCCAGCGGAGCACCCCUACAGGCCCUCUCGGCCAGCGGAGCACCCUCUCCGGCCCUCACGGCCAGCGGAGCACCCCUGCACCGGCCCUCUCGGCCAGCGGAGCACCUCUCCGGCCCUCACGGCCAGCGGAGCACCCCUGCACCGGCUCUCUCGGCCAGCGGAGCACCUCUCCGGCCCUCACGGCCAGCGGAGCACCCCUGCAACGGCCAGCGGAGCACCUCUCCGGCAAUCUCGGCCAGCGGAGCACCUCUCCGGCCCUCACGGCCAGCGGAGCACCCUGCACCGGCCCUCUCGGCCAGCGGAGCACCUCUCCGGCCCUCACGGCCAGCGGAGCACCCCUGCACCGGCCCUCUCGGCCAGCGGGGCGCCUCUACAGGCCACUGCCUGGCCAGCGAAGCGCCUUUAGGUGCCAACUUUAACUCUCUGCCAUCAUCAUCAAAUUGUUUUGUGAAAUCAUUCUCUAAUCGUCGAUUAAAAGUGUUGUGAAAACCAAACAAUGAUUUAAACUAAAUCACUCUUGCAAUUUGAAACAAACAAAAUCUAAUUUAUCUGUUAAAAUAAAACG
Molecule: messenger RNA, 826 nt
Organism: Drosophila sulfurigaster albostrigata
Lineage: Eukaryota; Metazoa; Arthropoda; Insecta; Diptera; Drosophilidae
Product: putative NAD(+)--arginine ADP-ribosyltransferase Mav
Exons: 2
Coding region: 74-667 (197 amino acids)
Source: RefSeq, a predicted model, not a curated record